GGAAAUCCAAACCUACAUACUUCGCAAUUAUGUGAUUAAAUUAGUAGAACAAGUCCAACUCAACUUUGCAACUAACAAAACGAACGAAGCUCUGAUUCGUUUCGUUUCUCUCCGGCAAAGCCUAAGUGUAGCCUGUUCCACCCAAAUUUGAAAUGAAAUCUUCCUAGGCUAGGCUAGCACCUUUUACUCAAUUCCUUGUCUGCUUUAUGCUUAAUGUCUACGUAAUUUUUUUAACUUUGAUUAGUUUAGAUGAACUGUCUGAAGAGCCACUGCCUCCCCUUGCCCUUCCAUUCUCCUUCUCCUCUGUUUCUGUUCAGCAGCACCCAACUUAAAACAUGGUCGCCGCAGCUCUCCUUCUCCACUCCACGCCGUUCGCGCCGUUCUCGCCUUCCAAGGAAUCCAAACUACGACAACCACAACCUUAGCCUUAGACGGAGCAUCGAGUUCCAAAACUCCCCAGACAACCCCACUGUCAAAUUGGUCCUCGAUUUUGACCAGAUUUCUUCCCUGUCUUCUUCCAAUCUAAACCGCCUCAUCUCUUUCUCCACAGACGCUUUCCAGGACCUCCGCAAUUUGGUUCAAAUCGAUCCUGAUACUCGGACCCUUCAACUAUCCUGCCGCAAGUCCACCCUUCAAUUUCUUGCUGCUUUCCUCACUUGUGGCUUCGUCAUUGUUUUUGCUUUCACAGUCUUGGUGAAGCUGGGGUUGGGCUUGAAAGCUCGCUUUAGGCCUAAACACAAGGUUAUUGUUAGGAGGGACCGGAGUCUUGGAGGAAGAGAGGUGGUUGUAGGGACAAAGAGGGAUGGGGGUGACCCUCCUAGUUUCAGGGCUUUGGACAAUCCAUUAUCCUUAUCCGCGGCUCGGCCUCUUAGCACCAAGACCAAUUAUCCACGCCUCCAAGUCCAGCUCGGGGACAAGUUGCCAAAAUGGUGGCCGGAAAUGGAUUCAGUGCCCAAAGAAGGUUCCGUCUUCAAUUCCGAGUACUACCAGACUCAGGCCAACAGAUUGAUCAGAGCAAUCAUCGACAGUAGAUUGGGUGGAAAGGACAUCACCGAGGAGGACAUAAUUCAAUUGCGUCAAAUAUGCAGGACAUCUGGUGUACGGGUCUCCAUAGCCACAACAAACACUCGGGAUUCAUUCUAUCGUGCAUCUGUUGAGUUGGUUUUAAAUGUUUGCAGCAGGGCGCCAAGUCACUCUAGCCAUGUUCAGAUUGAUGGUGAAGAUGCUCGGCAAUUCCUUGCUGGGCUAGCUGAAAAUAUUGGACUUGAUAACACCCGUGCUGCCCGAAUGGUAUCUGCUGGUGUUGCUGCACGCACACGCUUUUGUUUUUUGCAGGCUUGGGCUUUUGAAAUGCAAGGUAAACAUAGUGAGGCAAUAUUGGAGCUGUCGAAGAUAUGUCUUGUUCACCGAAUCUUUCCUCCUGAAGAGUCCUCUCCUGAGAUGGAGAUGGUGGCUCGAGGAUUAGAGAAGCUUUUGAAGGUGGAGCAGAGGGAACUGCUGAUGGGAAUGCUGGUUGGGGUCUGUAGCGGAGAAAGUCGCAGAAGUGCAGCAGAAGCUCUGGGCUUGGUCUGUUGACAAUAUUCUUUCUACCCAAGGUCCUAAGAGACUAGGCUAGAAUAGACAGUAUUCGGAAUAAUUAGGAGAGCAAAAAAAAGAAAGCUCAAAUAUGUAAAAUUUCAAUUGACAUGACCUUCACUCCAAUAGACGAUAGCUUAGCCAAUUUGUAUUGUUAUCAUUAUGAAAAUAAUUUAAAUGUAAGUACUUGAUUUCAGGUUUUUUAA
This is a messenger RNA of Theobroma umbraticum, 1781 nucleotides long. RefSeq names its product phosphoribosylformylglycinamidine synthase. The record is from RefSeq and is a predicted model, not a curated record. NCBI's taxonomy places the organism in Eukaryota, Viridiplantae, Streptophyta, Magnoliopsida, Malvales, Malvaceae.